AUGACGUCUCUCCCAGCUCCUAAUAGUGGCAGCGGUAGCGUUAGUGGUGCCAACGGCCAUAAACAUCGCCCAGUCGACAGUACCUCCAACAGCAAUGACCAUGGCUUGCAGCCGCCGCGUGGCCUGGGUCUGUUCGAGCCUCCCAUCUCGCCGGCUGUGACUACUGGGACAGCAUCGUCUGGAAACUUUACCGACAUCCAUAUGCGGCAGCUGAUCCGACCGAAAAGGUUUCGAGUGCUCUCGAACGCCUCAAGUAUCCUCAGCGAUAUAUUCAACCAUCCAGACGCCCAUGAAGACGAGCUAAAAACCAAGAUCAAGGACGCAAACGACCGCGACCGUGAAGCUCUCUUUAGGAUGAAUGAGUCUCUUCGGAGCACGCCGCCCCCUCCUCCUCCUCCUCCCGAGCCUUCGCCCACCCACAAAGACCAAGGCAAUGCUGACGAUAAGAAACAUCGCGGUGGGCUUUGGAGACUGUUCAAGAGGAAGUCCUCCAAAUCCACAAAGAAAAGGGUAAAGCCAGCUCCGCCCAAGAUUGUGGUACCGGAACGCCCAGCUGCAGGUAGAGCCACUACAACCACACAUAUUACGGAAGACGGCCAUCGACAAACUGUUAUUUCCAUCCCCGCCCAGCGCACGUUCAACCUAGCCCCAGUGCCCAGGUCGCCUGGCUUCGGUUUUUUGUCACCCAAAUCCCCCAUCACUGGGACUCCCAUCAGACCGCCUAGGCCCAGCAUUGGGCUAGAGACUCUCGUGGAACAACAAGAAACAAACGAGCGACAAAUCCCAAUCCUGGCCAACACACCUGUCAUACCUCCGAUCAACGACGGGGUGGGCAUAUCACCUCUGCUUCCCGCAGAGGGAUUCAACCGCUUUCAGCGGGUGUCAGGCUUUAUAGCCCCGCCGGCCGAGCCACUGCCUCCUCAAACCCAGAAAGCUUUGGUUGAUGUUGAUGAUGGCCCUGAUAGUUCAAGCUCGCCAAAGCUGACAUCUUGCCAAGACCAUACUCUGCCCAAGUUUUUCUCCCCGACUAGCUCUUUUCAUCUGAGUGUCUGCCUGUCGACGGCACAGUCUAGCCUCGAUCGUCGGUCUAAGAUGAGCUUCGGAUUCAAGCUACCUGACCACCCAGAUCGUACUGAAGAAUCUUUGGAUAGGGAAGUGGGCAGUGGUGAGAUCUUGGCAGAAGUUUCCGAGCCAUCGUCAUCCGAUAUCUCCCAUCACAGGCUGGACACCGCUACUGGGAGAGACAGUGUUGGAUCAGCGGAUGUAAGCUCAUUUUCGUGGGUGGCUACUCCUUCUGACAAACUCAGAGCGUUGCCGGACCACCAAGUGAGACAACAACCAAGUCUCUGGUCCAUCAAAAGCUUCACGAAGAGAAAGCCGCCAAAGCGAAAUGAUUCUCUCGAUGGUGAAAGUGUCAAGACGGACGAGGACCAGUCGGCAGCGUUCCACACUCCGCCUGAUCUGCCGGCAGAGGACUUGACCGAGCCUGAUGCAGAGGCGUUGAGCUCGGCGGUCGAAACGGUCGAGGCUGUACAGAUACCACCGUUACGCUUCUCCACGGUGAUGAUCGUAGCUGAUCUGAAGCCCUUGUCAUGCAGGAGCAGCAUUAGCUUGGGACCAUCGCAGCCAGAGGGAACAAAUCGACAAGAUGGCGAACUUGAACAGGCGUCAGAUAAUGUCGUGACAGAUUCUGUUCAGGCACCCAGUUCAGUCGUUGACUUAAAUACUCCACAGGCGACUCCUCUGCCAGCUCCUUCCACCAAUCUGAACAAGUCCCUCCAGCUAAGAAGGACCAGCCAAAUCAUCUGUCCACCGUUACGAUUUUCAUCCUCCUCCGACUAUCGCUUCAGUAGAACAGGCGUACCAUGUUCCGGCUCUCACAUCGAUCUCCUCCAGCAAUGCGAGGAGUUCCGUCACUCCAAGAAAAAAGAACUCGAUAUCCUCCGCAAGCGGCUUCGUCAGCUGGAAAACAGAAAUAGUUGGUUGCUGACCACCGUGACGAAGCAACUUCCUGGCGGGUACGAGUAUCAAGUCGACGACUAUGAUGCUAUGGGGGAGAGGGGCCGACACCACCAGCACGACAUGAUUACCACCAGCACAGCCUCGGCCAGCGAUCGCGUGUCAAUGACCUCUCAACACAUGUUUGGCAAUACCACAAUCGACGACAGUGUCACCGGCACCACCGGCUUCAGCAGCAGUAGCUUGACGACAGGAUCACGACUGACAUCGCCCGCACAGCACUUGCAACAUCCCCGCUCCAACGCGAGCCCUGCUACGACUAGCAAUUCCAGUAGCAGCACCAGCAACACCAGCACCAAUACCUCCUUAUCCGCUCAGCCAACGCUCACACCGAUACCAAGCCCGACACCGCAUUCGAAGCCGACACUUGUCACUCGCUCGAACAAUACCUCCAGCACGAUUACCAGUGGCGGCGGUCGGGCGUUCCCGUUGGUGACGAGUCACAAGGAUACAAGCACGGCUUGCAGUACAUACACAGCCAUAGCCAUAUCACAACCAACAAAACUCCCUCCUGCUCCUAUUCCCGCCGCUCGUCGCGCACGAAGUCUACCCCGCGAUCCUCGACUUGGUUCGUUUUCCUCCCGAUCCCGAUCCGCGGACAACAAGCACGACUACAAACACAAUCGUACUAAUGAUAGCCACGCUCACACCAGCGGUCCCGCCAACUCCUGUUCAAUAAGCAAUGGGAUCAUCGACGGUGACAAGAAAAAUACCUCAAACGGUGUCAACAAUGGCAGCGGCAGUGAAAGUGGCCGUAGCAGUGGCAGCAGAAGCACAAGCGCCUCCCGAGGCCCCGCCCCCUUCCCUCCAUCCUUGACCUACAACGGCCUUCUCCCCGACACCGCAGCGCGCAGACGAGAGAAGAGGGAAUACAGAAAGAAGCAAGAAGAGAUUAUGCGGCGGCUUGCCGAUACUCCUUUCCGUGGGGUUCAGCAGACGAUGACUCUACAUGCUUCGUCUUCCUCGUCCUCUUUAGGAGCGGUGGGAUAUGGAGGACACAAUGAAAACAGUAGACACCAUGGCCAUGAUGGCCGCGAUCCGUUGACGAGGCUACGGGACUUGAGGGAAAAUAUGGGAAUGGCGAUUAGUGGAAUUGGAAUUGGACUGGCGGUUACUAGUGAUGAGGAUGGGUAUAUUUAUGAUGGCCAUGGUGUUGCCUACCAGUACCACGAAGAUGAUGCCCUUGGAUAUGACAGUCAUGGAUCCGGGUAUGGUGCUUACGGAUACGAUAGCUACGGCGGCUACGAUGGGGAUGGUUAUGGGGUCUCUUCUGGUGAUUUGGGACAUGAGGCGGGCCGGGAAGAAGGGAAAGCGCAAGACAGAAGGGAAGCAAAAGCAGAGAGACAAUACACCCUCUUGAACUCCUCUAGCCUCUCCAGGCACCACUACCACCACCACCACUAUUACCACCGGAACCGAGACCAACGCAACAACUCCCCACCACCGUUUUCGCUGCCCUCGUGGCCAUCACUACCCUCGCUCCCCUCAUUACCCUCGUUAUCUGGCCCAAGUCGCUCUAGUUUGGAAACGGAAGAAUGGUUCCCUUCUCUUUAUCGAGCUCACGCUCAACAAUCAGAAAAGCAGUCCGAGGACACAUCCAGUGACUAUGAUGAACCCGCCAACAGCGACAGCACAACGAAUACGAAAAAAUCCGAACGAGCCAUCAGGAGAAAAACGACCAUUGUCGCGUCAAACAGUACCGAAGCGAACGGAAACAGAAACGGAUGGGACACCCUCGAGCCGCUGAUGCGUGAGUUGACUGGCAACGGCGGCGGAAACGAACCCAACGGAGCCAUUGGAACCGCGGUGAGUACAAGCAGCAUUGUUGAAGACGAGCAAAAGAUCAAUCGUAUCGUCCAUGAGGGCCAUGAGGGUCAUGAGGAGGCUAGACAGCUGGUCGACAACAACGACGAUAUCGGCUUUGGUCCGAUGGACGAGAAGGAUCUGGAGGAGGAGACGGAAACGAUGAGCAGGAUAAGGGCAUACCGUGCCAGUCUCUGUGCCGAGUUGCGAGCGUUGGAGGCUUCGGUCAAUAUUUUGCAUGAAACUAGGUAG
Neurospora crassa OR74A is the source of this 4074-nucleotide messenger RNA. RefSeq lists its product as hypothetical. Bases 1 to 4074 code for a protein of 1357 amino acids. The transcript has 2 exons. The record is from RefSeq and is a predicted model, not a curated record. NCBI's taxonomy places the organism in Eukaryota, Fungi, Ascomycota, Sordariomycetes, Sordariales, Sordariaceae.